AUGGCUUAUUCCAACUAUAAGCCCGCUCAACCUUUAGCUAUAAAACAACUUAAUCGUAAGUUUGAGUUGGAGCAAAAACAUUUGCAGGAAAAGAAAAGGACCCAAGAGUUUGUUCAACAAUUCAAGAAAUCUGCUCAACAAUUUGCCAUAAACUUUGGUAGAAAAUCCACUAUACAUGGCAUGAAUAGAAUAUUUCAAGACGAUUCCAAUCACUAUGAAAGAUUCUUUUGGCUCUUCUCACUAAUAAGCGCCUUUUUGGGUACCAUAUAUGUGUGUCUCAUACUUUCGCAGCGCUUUAAUGCAGGGAAUUUGGAAACCAUAAUCGAAAGCACUAAUCGGCCAGUAUUUUACAUACCUUUUCCCGAGGUAGCCAUCUGUAAUGCUAAUAACUUAAACUGGCAACGCCUAGAAGAGGCCAAACACCGUUUCAUGCCCCAUGAAAAUAAUACCGAAAAAAUACGUUUGUUUGAGAUGGUAAUAGGUCUCUAUGACAAUAUAAGUUUUGGCAAAUUUGAGCAUUUCCAAGCGCUAAAAAAUAAACCCCUUAAAUUGGUUAACAAUGUCAACUUUAGUUUGGUAUUCGAUUUUAUGACCUGGCGUUGUGAGGAGUUACUGACGGAUUGUGUAUGGCGUCGUUAUAAGAUAAAUUGUUGUGACGUAUUUCUAAGAAGUCGUGGCAGUAAUGGUAUUUGUUGGCAUUUUAAUACUCUCUCCACCGAGGAGGGUAAACGUAAGCAGUUAUUGGAUAAUAAAUACCCUUAUAGAACAGGCAGUGCUGGGCCGAAAAGUGGUCUGAAUGUAAGGGUUUUGUUAAACGAAGAAAAACACUAUAGGCAGGAUAACGAGAAAGGCAUAACGGUGGGCAUUAUGGAGCCUAAGGUUUUUCACAAAGAUCCCAUCUGGGUGCCAGCUAAUACAGAAACAGUGGUAGAGGUGGAACCAGUUAUUUAUCUAUACGAUAAUGAUACCAGGACUUUGUCAUCGGAUCAAAGAAAGUGUUUGUUUCAUGAUGAACGCUCUAGCUAUGAUUUUAAAUCCUUGGCCGGGUUUAGCUACAUGAUUGAAAACUGCCAAGCUCAAUGUCAUCAGGAACACCUACUAAAGUACUGCAACUGUACACUGGAUCUAUUGUUUCCUCCAGCUCAGUAUAAGGCCUGUAAAGUAAAAGAUUUAUUAUGUUUGGCCAAAUAUAAUGAUCAUUUCCGUUUCUAUCAUCAAUUUGGCGAGGAAGAAUACGUACACAGUUAUUAUCAGGGCAUGAUUUGUAAAUGUUUUCGCAAUUGUUAUUCUCUUAAUUUUGUAACGGAUGUAAGACCAUCAUUUUUACCGGCGUUUAUACGUGAGAAUAAAACGUAUGUGGAUUUAGAUGUGCAUUUCCGUUUCGAAACAAUGAUGGUGUAUCGUACCAGUUUAGUAUUUGGUUGGGUGGAUUUAAUGGUGGCUUUUGGUGGUAUAGCGGGACUAUUUUUGGGCUGUUCCCUCAUAAGCGGCAUUGAAUUGUUGUAUUUUGUUUUUGUAGAAUUUCCCGUU
Molecule: messenger RNA, 1530 nt
Organism: Lucilia cuprina (Australian sheep blowfly)
Lineage: Eukaryota; Metazoa; Arthropoda; Insecta; Diptera; Calliphoridae
Product: pickpocket protein 19-like
Exons: 7
Biological process (GO): sodium ion transmembrane transport
Cellular component (GO): membrane
Molecular function (GO): ligand-gated sodium channel activity
Source: RefSeq, a predicted model, not a curated record